Messenger RNA from Oryzias latipes (Japanese medaka), 3609 nucleotides. It is a transcript of the gene lmbr1, whose product is annotated as limb development membrane protein 1. The record is from RefSeq and is a predicted model, not a curated record. Gene Ontology annotation, biological process: signal transduction. Lineage: Eukaryota; Metazoa; Chordata; Actinopteri; Beloniformes; Adrianichthyidae. Gene Ontology annotation, cellular component: plasma membrane. Gene Ontology annotation, molecular function: transmembrane signaling receptor activity.
UUCGCUUUUAACUGUCACUGGGCUGUUUAUGCCGAGGAGAGGAGCAGCUGGAGAUUUUGGAAGGUGUUGCCAGUCGCGCGAACCGUGAUGUAGAGGGCGUGUCGCUUUUUUUUCUUCGUAUUUGCAAUAUGAAGAAUGGAAGAAGACGAUGUUACCAUCAGAGAGCAGAAUUUUCAUAGCCAAGUUCGAGAGUAUAUCAUUUGUUUCCUCCUGUUUGCUGUCCUCUACAUCGUGUCUUACUGCAUCAUAACCAGAUACAAGAGGAAGAGCGAUGAACAUGAAGAUGAAGAUGCAGUUGUCAACAGAAUAUCAUUAUACCUCUGCACCUUCACCCUGGCAGUGUCUGGAGGAGCCGUGUUCCUGCUGCCUUUCUCAAUCAUCAGCAAUGAGAUCCUCCUCUCCUUUCCCAGAAACUAUUAUAUUCAGUGGCUCAACGGGUCUCUUAUUCACGGUCUGUGGAACCUGGUGUCAUUGUUCUCCAACCUCUGCCUCUUUGUGCUGAUGCCAUUCGCCUAUUUCUUUUUGGAGUCUGAGGGAUUUGCAGGUUCAAAAAAGGGCAUUAGGGCGCGUGUUUUGGAGACUUUUGUGAUGCUCUUCCUGUUGGCUUUGCUAAUUCUGGGCAUUGUAUGGGUAGCUUCAGCAUUUAUCGACAACGAUGCAGCCAGUAUGGAGUCGCUUUACGAUCUGUGGGAGUUCUACCUGCCAUACCUCUACUCUUGUAUAUCUCUUAUGGGAGGGCUGCUGUUAUUAAUGUGCACUCCUGUGGGAUUGUCAAGGAUGUUCGCUGUAAUGGGCCAGUUACUAGUGAAGCCAACAAUCCUAGAAGACCUGGAUGAGCAGAUUUACUGCAUCCAUUUGCAAGAGGAAGCCCUUCAGAGGAGAUUAAACGGAGCUUCCUCACACAGUUACGUCAGAGGAAGCUUUGCUCACCAGCUCAACAAAGAAUUGGACAUUAUUAGAAAUCAGAGAAAUAAAUUGGAGAGAAGAAAGAAAGCAUCAGGAUGGGAGAAGAACUUGCUGUAUCCCAUGGUGAUGUUGAUCCUGCUUGCAGGAACGACGAUCUCUGUUAUUAUGGUGGCACUGAAUAUCCUCUACCUUCUAGUGGAUGAGACUGCCAUGCCCAAGGGAUCCACAGAUCGGGGAAUUGGAAACGCUUCUUUGUCCACCUUUGGAGUGGCUCAGGCCGUGCUGGAGAUCAUCCUCAUGUUUUACUUGAUGGUGUCUUCUGUAGUCGGCUUCUACAGCCUACGCGUCUUUGAAGGACUCACUCCCCGGAAGGAUGACACAACCAUGACAACGAUAAUUGGUUGCUGUGUGUCCAUCUUGGUUCUGAGUUCAGCCCUACCUGUGAUGUCCAGAACUUUGGGUAUGACUAGGUUUGAUCUUUUGGGAGACUUCGGGAGAUUCAAUUGGCUGGGAAACUUUUACAUCGUCCUUUCAUACAACCUGCUGUUUGCUGUCGUGACGACUCUUUGUCUUGUGAGGAAAUUCACCUCUGCGAUACGAGAGGAGCUCCUAAAAGCCUUGGGUCUGGAUAAACUGCAACUGUCAUACAGCCCCACGGACCCUGAAUCAGGGAAGCUCUCGGCCAAUGGGCAUCAGAAAACUCUGUGAAAGGGCCGAGAGAUCCUCGCCGUCUUGCACUUCUCGCACGCACACACACAUUAGUAAAGCCAAAGGGAGAUUUUGACUGUAGCGCCAAACUGCUGAAAAGCAUUGGAAGAAAUCUUUAAAGAAAAAAAAAAAAAAAACAAGAAAUGGAGGCAGUUUUAACUGUUGCUUCAGGUGGAAGCUGAGAGCAAUUUAGCUUCGUGACAUUCCAUCCUCUGCGUCUCUGAUGGAAGUUAGCCGGCGCCGAGACCGAGGAGUGAAACAGACUGUCACUGCAGUCACCUUGAUGCUGACCUCAACCCACGACUGUGACUUCCAGACCACCCAUCCCCUGCUUCAGAGGCACGCGUCUCCUCGCCAUCGUCAGCUGGUUUUAUUUUGAAAUGUUUACACCGCUGUGGCAGUCAUCAGCAAAAGAAAUGAAUCUCCUCUCUGCUUGGUUUACCGUCUUAAGUCUUAAUCUGUUUCUGUGCUGUGGAACCUAAAUACACCAUUACAAUCAGUCUAUUCAGAUGUCAUUUUUCUGUCUGAAAUGGAUUCAGGCGGGAUGACUGUGCAUUAUUUUGAAUGUUUGGUGUUUAAAAUGUGAAAAAAAUGUUUUUGUUUUCGAUUAAAAUCGAGACAUUUUGUAAUAUACAUUCAUAUCCAUUGAUGAAAAUCAAAUUAAAUAUCUAUAAGAAAUGUACAUUUUGUUGGCAUUUUAAUUGGUGGACCUCAAAAUGAGGUUCUUCUGAGAAUUCAGGUUUUAAUCUGGUUUUAUGCAAGUAUGUUUAAAUGAAAAUGUCAUUUUAUUUGAAGGGUGAUAUGAUAUUCCUGUUUUUAGUAGUAUUUUGUAAAUGUCAUUACACGUUGGGUUGUCCCAGAAAAACUGACCGGGCGCAGAGCGUUGUUACGUUUGUAAAAUGGAUUUACAUGUAAAUAUGCUGUUUUCAUACCUCCAGUUUGUCUUUGUUAGUGUGCGAAUGCAUUGGAGGGUUUGUUUUUCUGCAACACAAACCACCAAAAUCUUAUGCAAGUGUGCAAAGGUCUUCAUAAUGUCAGAAACAUUCACCAUUAGAGCCAGCUUAAAAAAAAACUAAAACUUGGUGACUCAGGCCCCUUUUCAAGUUGGGGUCUCGCGGCAUCAUCUUCCUUUACACAUUCAGAACCGCCUUGAAUGCCUUAAAGACAAACCUCUCAACAGUUUGUUCACCUGUAAAGUUUAUGCACAUCUACGUUUUCUUGAUGCUUCCACUGUGAUCAUCUUCCUACCGCUUGAAUCUGAAAUGAGCUGGAGGUCACUUUUUGAGUUCUGUUUUUCUCAGUUAUUAGCCAGUUUGUCGUGUGUGUUUUAACCGUGACUGAAGAGAUGCGUUUCUAGGGCUGAAAAAGGAAGAAAAACCAAACUUGCAUACACUUUUAAAUGUUUUACAUUAAAUCUGUCUGCAUUUUCUGUCAAAAAAACUGGAGUCUUUAAAAAAAAAAAAAAAGUCCUUAUUAAGGUUUGUCUCAUACCAUUUCAAAUUUUUUUUAAGAUGUCAUAAGUGAGUGCACCUUAUGGUAUUUUGUGUUAUGCCUUCACCCGAUUCAUUAGCACCUAAAUAAAUAUUUAAAUAAUAAUAAAAAAAAUCAGGGGGAGUGAUUCUUCAAGGAGUUAGAGCUGUAAUCUGGUAACUAAAGUCGAAGGGCUUCCAUGUCUUCUGGAUGAGUUAAACUGCCCUAAACUCAAAAUAUUCCACAAUAAUUGUGCUUAAAGACAAAGAAAUUCUUUGUAAUCUGGAAAAAAAAAUGGAUCAUUUAAAAGAAAUCCUUUUUGGUGUUCUGUGGAGCGUUGAUGUGUAUUUGUGAGCGGGUGGUGGGGUCCAGUGAACUCCAAGCUCCACCUGAAGCUUUUAUUUCUGUCUUCUGUCUGUAAAACUGCAUGUCAUUUUUUCAUACAUGUAUAAUGAAGGUAUUUUUUUAAUUGUUUCUGAAAUGUUUUUGAUGUUUGUGUGUUUGCAAAUAAAAAGUAGGCAUUUA